Morchella sextelata is the source of this 1977-nucleotide messenger RNA. RefSeq lists its product as uncharacterized. Gene Ontology annotation, biological process: lipid metabolic process. NCBI's taxonomy places the organism in Eukaryota, Fungi, Ascomycota, Pezizomycetes, Pezizales, Morchellaceae. The transcript is spliced from 6 exons. Gene Ontology annotation, molecular function: acetoacetate-CoA ligase activity. The coding region runs from base 1 to 1977 and encodes 658 amino acids. The record is from RefSeq and is a predicted model, not a curated record. Gene Ontology annotation, cellular component: cytosol.
AUGAUACCCGACACCGCCCCCGCCCCCGCCGAGGCAAUCCCAGGCCGCAAGCUCUGGGAGCACCCCUCUCCCGAGAGCACCCAAAUGCACCAGUUCAAAACCCGCAUCUCCGCCAAACACAACGUCCAAUUCGGGCCCGAGACCGACAAGGACGCCUCCCUGUGGCGGUGGUCCGUCGGCAACCCGUCGCAGUUCUGGGGCGAGGUGUGGGACUACACGGGCAUCGUUGCCUCGCGGCGAUGGGACACCGUCGUGGACGAGGCCGCGGGCAUCUAUCCGCGCCCGGCUUGGUUCGCCGGCGCGAAGCUCAAUUUUGCGGAGAACUUGCUGUUCCCGAGGGCGGUGGGCAGUGCGGAGAAGGUGGCGGUGGUGGAGGCGACGGAGAGGGAGGAGAGGGUGGUUGUUACGUGGGCGGAGCUGAGGGAGAGGGUGAGGGCGUGUGCGGCGGCGAUGAAGGGGCGGGUGAAGGUUGGGGAUAGGGUUGCGGGUUAUGUUGCGAACCAUGUGGAUGCACUCGUGGCAAUGCUUGCAGCGACGUCUUUAGGUUGCGUAUGGUCUGGAAUCAGUCCUGAUCACGGUGCUACAGCUGUUCUAGACAGACUCGUACAGCUAGAGCCCACAAUCCUCUUUGCCGACAGCGCAGUUCUCUACAAUGGCAAAGUGCACGACGUGAUGCACAAGCUCAAACUCGUAGUCGCAGCACUACCCACCCUCAAAGCCGUCGUCGUGAUCGACAAGUUUUCCCAGUCCCCCGACAUCCCCAGCGUAAAGCCCAUAAACGGGGACUCCUACGUCUAUGCCGACUUUCUCUCCACCGCCGCAGACAAAGCCGCCCCUCUCGAGUUUCUGCAGCUCGACCCCGACCACCCGGUCUACAUUCUUUUCUCCUCCGGCACUACCGGGAAACCCAAAUGUAUCUGCCACGGCGCAAUCGGCACCCUCAUCCAGCACAAAAAGGAGCACAUCCUCCACUGCGACAUGACCCCCUCCUCCACCUUCUUCCAGUUCACCACCGUCACCUGGAUGAUGUGGCACUGGCUCGUCUCGGCGCUCUCCCUCGGCGCCACCAUCGUCCUCUACGACGGCUCCCCCUUCCACCCCCAGGGAAACCUCUCCAUGCCCUCCCUCCUCCGCGAACUAAACAUCACCCACUUCGGCACAUCCGCCAAAUACCUCUCCCUCCUCGAGCAGCACUCCGUCGUGCCCCCGCCCCUCCCGCACCUCAAGGCUAUAUACUCCACCGCGGCCGUCCUUGCGCCCUCAACGUUCGAAUACGUAUACCGCGCCUUCGGCCCCGUAAACCUCGCAUCGAUCACCGGCGGCACAGACAUAAUCUCCCUCUUUGGCGCGCCCUCCCCGCUCUCACCCGUCCAUUCCGGCGAGAUCCAGUGUCUCGGCCUCGGCAUGAACGUGCAGUCAUGGUCUCCUGCGGGCCAGCAAGCACCAGAUGACACCGCCGGCGACCUCGUAUGCCUCACGCCAUUCCCGUGCAUGCCUGUCUCCUUCUGGGGCCCCGGCGGCGAGAACUUGUACAAGAAGAGCUACUUCACGCAGUUCCCGGGUGUCUGGCAUCACGGCGAUUUCGUAAAGAUCGUGGGCGAGACGAGGGGCCUCGUGAUGCUGGGACGCAGCGACGGCAUCUUGAAGCCUGCGGGCGUGAGGUUUGGGUCUGCUGAGAUCUACAACAUCCUCCUCGCACACUUCCCCACGCAAUUCGACGACGCCCUCUGUAUCGGCCGUCGGCGCCCCACGGACACAGACGAGCAGGAGGUGCGGGACAGGAUUCGGCGGGAGCUGAGUGCGCGGCAUGUGCCGGCGGUGGUGGAGGCGUGUCCGGAGAUACCGGUGACGACGAACGGGAAGAAGGUGGAGGUUGCGGUGAAGCAGAUCCUGUGUGGGAUGGACGUGGCGGUGUCGGCGAGCGUGGCGAAUGCGGGGUGUUUGGCGUGGUUUAGGGAGUGGGCGGGGGUGAGUUAG